Messenger RNA from Vigna unguiculata (cowpea), 3338 nucleotides. RefSeq lists its product as uncharacterized. The record is from RefSeq and is a predicted model, not a curated record. Gene Ontology annotation, biological process: regulation of DNA-templated transcription. Lineage: Eukaryota; Viridiplantae; Streptophyta; Magnoliopsida; Fabales; Fabaceae. Gene Ontology annotation, molecular function: DNA binding.
GGCCCCAACCACACUCCUUCAACACUGGAUGAGGAAAAGUGUCACUGUUUUCCAAUGCUUGCGUAGCAUUAUAUACUAUUUUUUAACCUUUUAACUGCAACUUUACGUUAAUUUAAACCUCAAAGCUAAAGGGCCAUGAUGGUAAUGAUUGUGGUGGUGGCUAGGGUGGUAGUAGUGAAAGCUUCUUUCAUUCUCUUCUGAAUUCUAACUGGUUCCGUCUCCAUCAUCGCCAACUUGCCAUGACACAGGUGAAAGUACCUUAACUACUUCCUUAUAGUCCUUUCCUUUCUCACCCUUUCAAAACUCUCCAAACCAAUAAUCAACAACUACACGUUUUCUUUCUUUUCUUGACUCCUCCAUUUCAAACACUAGAUUUUUUUUUUCUCUGUCGUUUUCUUUCUCGCCGCUUCAUGUCUCUGCGUCGUUUUCCCUACACACACAACGUAGUAGUAGUCCGUGUUUCUUACCUCCUACUUCUUGUUUCUGCAUAUUCAACAAUAAUGCUCUCAAGGUGUCUCCGCUGUGCCUCAACCAGUUUUUACCUUGCUCUGAGGAUGUGUGAGGGCGCAGAUCCAUUUCAUGGGAGCCCUACAGCUAGGGUAUUCACUCGCUAUUUGUGCCUGCCACUAAGAGAGAGGGUUAGAUAUUGCGCUGUUUGGUGGGUGGAAAAGCAUCAUAUUGGAGCUGUUUUUUGUGAGAACUAUUACUUUUGGUGUCUGGAGAUAGCAAUUACAGUGGCUGAGUUUCUGCAGUGACUGAUAUCUUCUGAGAGGUUUUCACUGAGAAGAGGUUUUCUCAUCGGAUUGUUAAACUUGGUGAGUUGGGAAAUGAGCAGUUUAAGGCCUGAGUCUCAUGUGGCACAGCAAAUUCGGCGCGAAAAAUUGAGAAUCCAAAACAGUUCUCAACCUCUGCACGAAUUCCCCAACAAUCUUGAACCGUUAUCGUUACAUCCGGGGUUUAAUAACUUUGAUCUUCUUCAUGUUAGGAAUGUUAGGAACGCUAACAUGCUUGACGAACAAGUUGUUUAUCCACCAGAAAUGCCUAACUUCUCCACUUCUUUGAACCCUUUGUCUGCUCCAAAGAACGCUUUGGAGUAUCAUCAAGAAAUAGAUGCAGCUGAAGCGAGUAACAGGCUGAUGAUGAAUCAGUAUGGUUCGUUUUCCCAUUCCAUGCCCGCUACUCAUUCUUCCCACAAGGAACAGUGCGAACUUCGUAAUUUGGGAAAUUGGAGGAACAGUGCUCCCCAGCAAGGAUCUGAUUGGUUUGUAAAUUAUCCAAGUAAUGCCAAUUCUUUUUUGUCUUCUGAGCUCAACAAUGUGUCAUCUUACAACGAACUAAUGGAUGUACAGUGUAGCAAUGCAUCUGAUGAAAUCAGUGGUAGACAAAUUCAAAAGCAAUUAGGUGGACUGCAUAAUCCUCCUCCUCCUUCUCCACUGUAUCAAAAUGCUUUGCAAGAUAUUGUGAAGUCGGCUUCUAUCGGUGCUCACACCAGGCAAGACAUGACUUCCCUAAUGCAACAAAAUGACCACAGCAUUUGGGUGGGUAAUGGUUCUGAAGUUGAGCUUCAACAGCAGAGUUAUGAUAAUCAGCCAAAUCCGUUGCGUUUCGGAUGGACAAAUCGAGCAAUAGAUAAUAUCCCGAGUGAUUCACUUCCUCAGAGCUUAUCCCUGUCACUUUCAUCGAACGCACAACCCAAGCCUUCUGUUUCUCAACAUGAGCAAGGGUCUACAUCCGAUGAUCCUCGUUGUUUGAAGAAUAUGAAGCCCUCUAUUGUUUCUAGAGAUUCUGCGAAAUCACUCCAAGACACGGUGGGAAUGCCUUCGAAGAGUACCAUGAGUUACCGAAGUGUGGGUCCCCUUGGCCCUUUCACUGGGUAUGCUACUAUUCUUAAGAGUUCAAGGUUCUUAAAGUCUGUCCAACAGUUGUUAGAUGAGAUUUUCUGUGUAUCUGGUGCAAAGUUUGCGAAAUCAUAUGAUGUUUCAGAACGGGUUUCUCCGGAAAUUAGUGCUUCCACUUCUGCGGAUACUGUUACUGUCAACGAAACCGGGGUUACUGCAAAAGGUAGUAACUCAGGUUCUUCAUCAACUAUGUUGUAUAAUGUCUCAAAGGAAAAUAGUGCUGAUUUGGGAGUUGGGAGUAGCUUUGGUCUUUCUUCGCGGCCAGAUUAUCAACAGAAGAAAGCAAAACUGCUGUACAUGCAAGAGGAGGUUACGAGGCAAUGCAAGCAGUACCAUCUACAAAUGCAAAUGGUUAUUUCUUCGUUCGAGUCAGUGGCGGGUCUUGGUUCUGCAACUCCUUACAUCUCCAUGGCUCUGAAGUCAGUAUCAAAACACUUCAGAUGUUUAAAGAAUUCUAUCUCAGAUCAGCUAAAGCUUAUGAGCGAAGCCUUGGGAGAGGAUGUGUCAAAACCCUCUUGCAGUAGUGGCAGUAAAGCUGACACUACUAUGGCAAGGAUAAGAUGCAGCAUGGACCAAAGUUUUCUAAAGAACAAAUCUGGCAGAGGUGGUACUACGGAUCUUCUUGAUCCCCAACAGCAUGUGUGGAGGCCCCAGAGAGGGUUGCCAGAGCGUGCAGUGGCAAUUCUUAAAGCCUGGUUAUUUGAGCAUUUUCUUCAUCCUUACCCUACAGACACCGAUAAACACAUGCUGGCUAGUCAAACGGGUCUAUCACGGAAUCAGGUAUCAAAUUGGUUCAUAAAUGCUCGAGUACGAGUAUGGAAGCCAAUGGUUGAGGAAAUACACAUGCUUGAAACAAAAGCAACAGGCACCAGAGAGAAGAGUGGUAAACACGAUCAGGGAACAUCUUCUGGCCCUGAAGGCGGUGAUACCAGCCAAACUAGAGUGGAUAAGCCUUUGAGCAAUAUUGGUAUGAAUUCAAUACCUGAAAACCGAUUUGAGGGCAUGGAAAUGGAAUCAAGCAAUGCUGAGGAAAGAGGGUUGAAUGAAGAACAAUGGAGUCAAGAGAAAAGAUCUAAAUUGGAAUGCCAAAUGACUUCAAACAAUAUGGAUGGUACAUUGAUGGGUUUUGUGCCAUAUCGACGUGGUGGCCUUGAGGUUGGUGGGCUUGGUUCUGUGUCACUAACAUUAGGUCUUAGACAUGGCGUUGAAGGAGUACAACACCAACAACAAUUGCAAGAGGAACAGCUUCGACAUCAUCACCUUGGAGGCCACAUGAUCCGUGACUAUGUCGGCUGAUUGUAGUAACUUCGUGAUGGGAUAAUGAAAAUCUCACGCCAACUUUGCUUCGGACUGCGAAAUUCUGAACUGAAACUGGGUGGCAAACGUUCAAACUUUUGAAGACACGCUGUUUGUUCAAGAAGGGCAUUACAACCAAAUGAA